Parathielavia appendiculata is the source of this 2929-nucleotide messenger RNA. Its product is annotated as ARM repeat-containing protein. The record is from RefSeq and is a predicted model, not a curated record. The transcript is spliced from 6 exons. NCBI's taxonomy places the organism in Eukaryota, Fungi, Ascomycota, Sordariomycetes, Sordariales, Chaetomiaceae. Gene Ontology annotation, biological process: post-transcriptional regulation of gene expression. Bases 135 to 2522 code for a protein of 795 amino acids. Gene Ontology annotation, cellular component: cytoplasm. Gene Ontology annotation, molecular function: mRNA 3'-UTR binding.
CCACUUCUUCAGUCAUAUUUGGCACGUUACCGUACGUGGUUUGAUCUCGGGUGCCGUCUAUCUCAUCCGUAAAGUCACCAGAACGCGUAGUCACACUCCGAACCAGCCGCCGCAUCCAUCCCACGGACGACGCCAUGUCUGCUGCUACUGCUGUCGUCGGUGCUGUUUUGGCAGACUCCCCGAACGAGUGUCACGGAUCCGCCACCAAGAACCUUCCGCAGGAUAAGAACGCGAACAUCUUCGAGGAUCUGGGAGCCCACGAUUCCAAAGACCCAGCAGCAGCCCUGACUCUCAAGAAAACUGUAAGCGCUCUGACAUCCCCCCAGAUGGCGAAUCAGAACUGCACCAAGAUCAAGCACGACCCGCCGUCUCCUACUGACUCGUAUCCGAUGGACAAGCUCUACGCUAAGCUCUCCGAGCAGCACUCCAUCAUGCAGCAGCAGAAGGAGGCGCAAAAGACCCGGGAUGAUGAGAGUUUGUUCACUGGGGGGUUCGAUCAUAAUUAUUCGUGCAGCUCUCUACCCCUCACUCCGGCUCUCGAGGGCCUUCCGAAGGCGGCGCCGCCGACAGCCAGAUCUGCAAGCGCGACACCUGGUGAGGGCCAGGUCAAUGCCGAGGAAAUCUUGCGGCUGAAGCUCGAGCUCGCCCAAGCCCAGAACAAGAUCUCCCGCCUCGACCAAGAGCUGUCGCGGGUUCAGCCGGAGAGUGAAUGCGGAACCCCAGCCCUUGUUCCCGAGCACGACUACACACCUCUCGUGGCGCAUCCCGCCUCUCCAGUCGCCUCCCGGAUCGGUGCCAGCAGCAUGGCACUCAGCGCACCCCUCAGACCGGCUCCAUUCUCUCGGGAGCACAGCUGGACAACCCAGGAGGAGGCUCCGCAGGAUGUUGGUGAUUCUUUGCCGGCCGCUGGCUUGAAUCGUCCUCGAGGCAUCUGGAACAACAAGCCGGCUUUUGGCACUUCCUUCUCACAGGGCCAAGCGAUGAUUGAUGGCACCCAACCCGUACCGUGGGGCAAUAACCGUGUCGUCAACUAUGAGCCCACUUUCGCAUCGUCGGGCAUGGACAUGUAUCGCCAAGACCGAAUGGUUCCUGACCAGGAUGUGAUGAGACCGAUGGGACGCCGUGGGAAUCGGUACGACAAUCGGUAUGGUUCUUCUGGCAAUUUUGGGAGCGGCUUCAACAGUUACAGCAUGACCCCGGCUCCUUACGAGCAUGCGCAGGGUUAUUCCACUGGCCCGCAGGGCAUGCUGGGCGGAGGUAUAGGACUGAGCGUCUACACCCCGUACCACCAGCAGCCCGUUGGCACCGCGCUCUCUCCCCAUGCCACUGAGUUCACGUCCAUGGGAUCGGCGUGGAAAGGCGAGACUUUGACUGCCGACGGCCAAACCUAUAUUUCGCCCACCACGGAGCCUCUCAACUAUCGGCGUCUGCUCGACCGCAACGUGUCGUGCGACUGGAAGUACAUCGUGGACAAGAUCGUCUGCAACAAUGACCAGCAGGCAUCCAUUUUCCUGCAGCAGAAGCUCAAGGUCGGGACCCCCGAGCAAAAGUACGACAUCGUCGAGGCCAUUGUUGCGCAGGCCUACCCUCUGAUGAUCAACCGCUUCGGAAACUUCCUGGUCCAACGUUGCUUUGAGCAUGGCACCCCUGAGCAGGUCAUCAAAAUUGCCCAGGCCAUUCGUGGCAACACUCUCAAUCUAUCGAUGGAUCCUUUUGGCUGCCACGUCGUGCAGAAAGCAUUCGACUCGGUCCCAGAGGACUACAAGGCCAUCAUGGUUCACGAGCUGCUGCGACGCAUUCCCGAAACGGUUAUUCACCGCUACGCUUGUCAUGUCUGGCAGAAGCUGUUUGAGCUGCGAUGGACCGAGUCGCCGCCGCAAAUCAUGAAAUAUGUCAAUGAGGCCCUGCGCGGCAUGUGGCACGAGGUUGCGUUGGGUGAGACGGGUAGCCUGGUUGUACAGAACAUAUUUGAGAACUGCCUGGAGGAGGACAAGCGUCCUUGCAUUGAGGAGGUCCUGGCCAAUAUCGACAUUGUCGCCCAUGGCCAAUUUGGUAACUGGUGCAUCCAGCAUAUUUGUGAACAUGGUGCUCCGGCGGACCGCGGCCGGGCGAUUGAUCAUGUCAUCCGCUAUGCUGCCGAGUACAGCAUGGACCAGUUCGCUUCCAAGGUUGUUGAGAAAUGUCUGAAGAUCGGCGGCCCCGACUUUCUGAGCCGCUACCUGGACCGCGUUUGCGAGGGCCGGGUCGACCGUCCCCGGAUUCCCUUGAUCGACAUUGCGAGCGAUCAGUACGGCAACUACCUUAUCCAGUACAUCCUGACCCACGCGGCUCCCCAGCACCGCGAGAUUGUUGCCGCCCACAUCCGCAAGCACAUGGUCUCUCUGCGCGGUUCCAAGUUUGGCUCUCGGGUUGGGAUGCUCUGCACCAACCACGCGGUUGCUACUCGCCCAGGUCCAGGGGUUGGCCCGAUGCCCGGCCGGAUGGCAAGCAGCGCCCGUUACGGCGCCGGCGGCUUCCGCUAAGUUGACUCGAUGGCUCGAUUCGGAUCUGCUGUGCUUCUCUUGUAUGGCCUUGGCUACCGAGUCCCUUAGCACCAAAUCUCGCGAUCGUUUCUCGAAUGGGAGUUCUCCUUCACCAUAUGAGACUCUGUUUUUACGAGCAUCUUCGUCAGCACCUAAUUUUCCAAAUCACCCGACAUCCUACGCUCGGGAGGCUACUGCCCAUUCGAGUGCCUUGGACACAUCAUGAUUACGGAUUUUGCAAUAUUGAGCGGUUGCAGAACCCGUUCCGUGGGAGGCUGAAUCUGUCGUGUCAAGAUCUAGUGGGACAGUCACCAACACACCUCUUCCAGUCUGGGUCGCUCUGGCAUCCGUUUCGAACCCUAUAUAGCUUCGAGGAAUUCAUUUUUGGAGGGCACAACAUCGCAAAU